GUGACCGACCCACUGCAACCGGUCUGCAUAUGAAUGAUCAAAUUGGUUGACUCAGAUCGCUUCGGUUUUGUUAAUAUCUAAUUUUAUUUGAAAAAACUCAAAAAGAAAAGAGGGAAAGCAAAGCAUGGCCUAACACAGUCAAGUAUUCCAAUGAGACACCCUUCAAUCUUCGGAUUGGCAUUACUCUUCUCAUUUUCCGUUACGUCGUCUUCAUCUUUUCCACAAACACCAUUCUCUUCGAAGCGCUAUUCUCUUCUUCUCCUUCAAUCUUCCUCCAUCUCAUCCCCUAAAGCUACUCCCUCUGACUUAUUGUCUCUGCUGGGUCCCACACCUCACUCCAAAACCGUCAAUCCCGUUGUAGCACGUCAGCUCAAGUCAUGCCUCAAAUUCAUGGUCCCCUUUUCUCCCACACUCGAUGCCGAACCUCCACGUCAUAGGAAACUGGGCCGGGCCGAACUAACCGGCCCAAAUCGGAGAUACGAUAACGAUAUGAUUUGGUGGCCGCCUGAGCCUGUUUUAGAACUGGCCCGCCUCGCCGUCGAUUCCGGUGGCGACCCUGCCGCCAUUCAUCGCCUUCUUGAUCCAACCAUCAUUCCAGUACCUGAUGUGGAAGGAUCAAAUGAAGAGAAAUGCCAACUAACCAGAACUCCCUAUGGUAGACGCUUCAUUUCUGAGGAACUGAACAUGUAUAUGCAAUUUUUAUUUGAACUCAUUGUUGAUCGGGGUCCUUCUGUUGGGUUUGAUGUUGCCUUGAAUCGCUUUGAUUUAUUCCACGGCCAUCUCUUUCUAUCCUUUGACACUGGAAGGCUUGGUAUCUUAUUCCAUGCAAGGGAAUACCCGGCAUAUGAUAAACGAGUGUUCCCGUACAAUAUGGGUUUUUGUCAGAGAGGGUCCAAUGUGACAUAUGAUGAUUCAAUGAACUUGCGAAAUAUUCUGUGGCUGGCUCCUUUGCCUGACAAGUCCUCUAAAUCUUGGGUGGCACCAGGGGUUCUGGUAGUGCUGGAUGCUAGGCCUGAUGGAAUCAUAUACAGAGAUCUAAUACCAGAUUAUGUACAAAUUGCAAGGACUAUAUAUGAAGAUGAUCUCGGGGAGGUUGCUGUUGAUGUGAACAUCUUGAACGUAGGUUGUCAAAGUCAAAAUUAUCAACUAUUCAUUUGUUGAUGCUCGAUUGCAAAGAAGAUUGCUUAGUAGAUUUCCUCAGAUUUGUGAGGUUAAUUGAUGAUUGUGUGCCAUUACUGUGUAUGUUCGUGCAAUUUAUAUUAAAUUAGUUCUCCAACUUUAUUAUUUGUAAAUAAAUCUUCUGAUAUAGUAACGACCAUAACUUUAUAACGUGCACUCCCGAAGUCGAUUUUCGCAGCGCUUA
This is a messenger RNA of Cicer arietinum (chickpea), 1363 nucleotides long. RefSeq lists its product as uncharacterized. Lineage: Eukaryota; Viridiplantae; Streptophyta; Magnoliopsida; Fabales; Fabaceae. The record is from RefSeq and is a predicted model, not a curated record.